Molecule: messenger RNA, 3595 nt
Organism: Pseudophryne corroboree (corroboree frog)
Lineage: Eukaryota; Metazoa; Chordata; Amphibia; Anura; Myobatrachidae
Gene: NUP133
Product: nucleoporin 133
Exons: 26
Coding region: 99-3527 (1142 amino acids)
Biological process (GO): poly(A)+ mRNA export from nucleus; protein import into nucleus; transcription-dependent tethering of RNA polymerase II gene DNA at nuclear periphery
Cellular component (GO): nuclear pore outer ring
Molecular function (GO): structural constituent of nuclear pore; protein binding
Source: RefSeq, a predicted model, not a curated record
CACUUCCAGCGGCCGCAGCAGCCUCUGUCACUGUCCCUCUACACGCGGCAGGCGGGAGUCUGGUGUUUAAACCCCGCUACCGACCUCGGAGAACCGCGAUGUUCCCAUCUCCCCGAGCCCAGGCCGUGGUGACAGGCCGGCGUCCGCUUGGUGGCCGUGUCCCUGGUGUCAGGAAGAGCCUGGGACCUGGAGUCUCUGGCAGCUCUUCGCCCUCCACGGUUUUCUCGCCAGUCGGACGCAGAGUCACUACUGGGGGCGUGCGAGGAACACCUUCAAGAAUUUUACUACACCCAUCUGCUGGUGAAACUGUCAAUUACAGUGUUCAGCUAUUUGGUUCAACUCUCCCAGUUAAAGUCAAGGAGGCUUUGACAAAUUGUGAUGAUGAUGACUCUCUGACUGUCAAGAUCCAUGAUUUUGGAUGGGCCUGGUUGGUAUGGAGGGAUCGUGUCAUAAUUUGGAAGAUUAAUGAAGCUUCAUCUGCAAAGUUAUCGGUGUGUAAACAGCUGCAGCUUCCCCCUAGUGAUUACCCAUGGUCUGCAGAUCUGGUAGACUUAUCUGGUGAUGCCUCAUCUAUACAGUCAAUAGCGGUAAUGGCAGCUACAAGUCAAGGAUCAAUCCGUUAUUGGCCAAGUCUCACACAUGAAGAGUUUUACACAGAAACUUACACUGAUUUUGGAGAUUCCGUGUGUGCAUUUCUAACUGCUGUAAAGGCUGGCAGUUUCAUACUGUCUUCAUCAAAGAAUCAGCUUGUCCGGUUAAUACCAGAUUCCUCUGGAAAGAUCCAUCAGCGAUUCCUGCAGCAAGGACAAGGCAUGCUGUCUGGUAUUGGUCGCAGAGUUUCCACCCUGUUUGGAAUACGGUCUCCUACUUCAGAAUCCACUCUUGGCAGUGUGCUUUGGGAUAAAGAGGAUUGCUUCUAUACUCUCACUAACUCCAGUAUAAACAAAUGGGACAUGGAUGAUACCUCUGAAUGUCAUGUCGUCAGUUGGGAUAUGAGCCGGGUGCUUAAAGAAAAUAUUUCUGAUGCCAUAUGGGGUUCUGAAAGCAACUAUGAAGAAAUAAAAGAAAGCAUCAACAUUGCAUAUUUGGAUUUAAAUCAGAACAUUGAUGGUUUGGUCAUUCUGGCUGUUGCCUGGCACCCCAAUGAUGAUCCCUGCCUAAGCUAUUAUGCACUUGUCACUGUAAAGGAUGAAGGCUACAACUUUUCUGGUGAAAUCAACGUUGAGGUCACCCAGUUCAAUCCUCCAUUUCAGUCUGAAGAAAUGCUGUUUUCUCAGCUUGUGAUUCCAAACUUUACUAGUCCCAUGUGUAACAUAUAUACAAAAGAAAUGGUUUUUGCCUGCUCUACAGGCACCAGGAGAGGCACUUUUCCACAAGAGAAAAUUUCACUUGACGCUCAAGGAGAUUAUAUUAUUGGAGCUGGGUCCUGCACAGAUCUGCCAGUCUUCUUUACCAGGAAUAGUGGCCUUCUUGCAAUUGUUGCUCGGGAAAAUGUGUCUGUGUUACCAGAAGAUGUGGAAGAUUCUCUCUGUUCAUCAGUGGCUGGACCUAGUAAUCAGGGUCCACCGGUAGACAUGCUUUCAAGGGGAGAGAUUAUACCCCAUGAUGAUAAGACCAAGUUGUUGAAGGCCUCAUUUUUACACUACUGCAGGAAAGAUCUAGCUGGGGCACAGUGCAUGGUGGACAGCCUUUUCUCUCCUGAUUUGGAUUUUGAAAAUGAUAGUGAACUAGAUCAGGCAGUGACUCAGAUAAGUGUGGACUUGGUUGAUGACUAUCCAGCGUCUGACCCCCGAUGGGCUGAAUCUGUACCAGAUGAGGCAGCUGGCUUAUGUAAUACUUCCCUCAUUAUUUUGCAUCAGUUGGAAGAUAAAAUGAAGGCACACUCCUUCUUCCUGGAUUUUCUUCAUCAGGUUGGACUAUUCGAUCGUCUGAGUACCUGUCAAAUGAGAGGAAUUACCAUGGCAACACGUCUUUUGCUUUGUGAGCAUGCAGAAAAACUAUCGGCUGCAAUAGUUCUCAAGAACCACCACACCAAGCUCCCAAUUCUCGUUAACUCUGCUAUACAGCUUGCACUCAACAAAAGGAUGUGCUCUGUCCCACAGAAUCUUACUGCAGCUGAUGUGUUCUUUAGAGAGGUUUCACAGAUGGAUUCAAUCUUUGACUGCUUUAUCGAAAACGAGGAAGCCGAUUUACAAAAUACAAUGAUGGACACUAUAGAAUGGGCAAAUAUAGUAGUUGAUGUGAACAUGAUUCUGAAGGAUAUGUUGCAUGCAGCGUGUCAAUACCGACGGAAUAAAAGUUCUCUUUAUAACACUGAACACAGCGAAAAAGAACUGGAGUAUAUUCCAUGGACAGCUUCCAGUGGACCUUCCGGUAUCCACACAGUAAUUACACGUCAGCACACUAUAAUUUUGAAGAAAGUCUAUCCGCAGGCUGAUUCUAGACUUCGUAUGGAUUUAAUUGAACAGCUGGUGGCACUGUUAAGUUAUUAUCUUGAGGAUUAUGUCACUCAGUUGAAGUCUGUGGAUCGACGUACUGACGAAGAAAGAUAUAGCAUUUUGGAAGCAGAGUAUGCCCAAAAGAGAUCAGAACUCUUAACUCCUUUUUUGAUUCUGGGACAGCAUCAAUGGGCAUCUAGUCUUGCUGAGAAGUUCUGUGAUUUUGAUAUCUUGGUGCAAAUAUGUGAAAAUACGGACAACCAGAAUAGACUGCAACGAUACAUGACUCAGUUUGCAGAUCAGAAUUUUUCAGAUUUCUUGUUCCGCUGGUAUUUGGAAAAAGGAAAGCGUGGAAAGCUUCUGUCUCAACCAGUUUCACAGCAUGGACAGCUGGCUUCUUUCUUGCAAGCACAUGAACAUCUUAGUUGGUUACAUGAAAUCAACAGCCAAGACUUUGAAAAGGCACACAGAACAUUGCAUACCUUGGCAAACAUGGAGUCCCGUCACUUCUGCAAAAAAAAGACAUUGUUGGGGUUGAGUAAAAUAGCUGCCUUAGCAUCUGAUUUCCAAGAAAAUAUACUACAAGAUAAAAUCGAAGAAAUUGCAUGUGAGGAACGUUUUCUUCUUCAUCAAGAGACUCUUCCUAAACAGCUUUUAGAAGACAAAAACUUGGACUUGAAUUUGAUGCCUGUAUUGUCCCCAUUAGAACUAAUUAAGCUAUACAUAAGUCAGGAGAACAGAAGGGCAAACGAAUAUGAUUUCAUGAAAGCACUUGAUCUACUGGACUAUAUCAGUGAGGAUGAAGAGGUGGAUAUAGAAGAGCUGAAGCUAGAAAUACUGUGCAAAGCUGUAAAGAGAGACACAUGGUCUACUUUGGAUGGGAAAGAUGACCCAAUAGAAGCUACAAGAGACUUCAUUUUUGUUAAAGUGCUUCAGAAGUUACUUAAUGAAGGCAAAGAUCUUAAGGAUUACUUACCAGAUGUAAAUAUCUUGCUUCAGUCAGAUGAAAUUGGCCAUUUAAAGUCAGAUCGAUGGUUUGAAUUUGUCCUUAAAGCAAACUAUGAAUAUUAUUUGCAAGAACACCUAUAAGUUAUAUACAAUACAGUUUUGCACAAUUUCUUUUUACAUUAUCGUUUAAUAAAAUAUGCUUCUACUUA